UUCAGGGUCAAUGGGGUCAAGUUGGAGACAGUGUUGUCAGAGAUUUAACUCAUAUAAAAUAGUUUUUAGUUGUCUUUCUACUGCACAGCCUGGGCUACAUUAACUGACUCUAACAGCUGUAUAUUAGCCUUCUCUACAUGUAUGAAGAUCUACACUUUGCAGGCCUCUGUGGAGCUCCAGCCUAUGAGGUAAUGCUGCGUUCAGAUGCCGUAUGAAAUCUUAGUUUUGUCCCAUAUUAUCUGGAUGAUUUAACUGAUGCGUCUUUAUAAUUAAUAGGUCUAAACUGGUGGCGUCAUGUCAUCAUAACAUGCGCAGAAAUCUAGAGGGCGCACUCGACCACAGUGACAGCAAAACUGUACUGUUAGAUCUUCCGAGCAGCACGUGAAGGCGUCUUGAGCGUGCUGCUGAGAACAGGGAGAGGAAAGGAGCGGUGUUGUUGCAACAUCUCUGCCACGUCUGAGGAUCCUCUGCAGCAGCAGCAGGAGGAGCAGGAGGAGCAGGAGGAGCGGGUCUGAGCGCCGGGAUGGGCCGGUGCCGAGCGGAGGUGGGGGGCGAGAGGAGGAGGUGGGAGUGACCGAGGAAACACAGAGGAGAGGAAGGAAGGAGGAAACACGUAGAGCUUCAACACAACACAACACAGCACUCCCUGACUGAGAAAAAGCAGCUUUGAAGGAGCAGACCGCUGCCUCCUGGAGGAUCCUGCCAGCCGGAGCUCUUUUGUUCCGACACUGAGGCCGGUUUCUGAGGGUUUCAGGAGCAGGAGGCGAGGGGGGUCACCCAUGCUAAGCUCAGGGAGAAUGGAGGAAUUCGUAACCGAAGAGGAAGAGCCGUGGUACGACCAGCAGGACCUGGAGCAGGACCUCCACUUGGCGGCGGAGCUGGGAAAGACUCUGCUGGAGAGGAACAAGGAGCUGGAGGACUCUCUGCAGCAGAUGUACAUCACCAAUGAAGAGCAAGUGCAGGAGAUUGAGUACCUGUCGAAGCAGCUGGAGGUUCUUCGGGACAUGAACGAGCAGCACGCCAAAGUGUACGAGCAGCUGGAUGGGACCGCCAGGGACCUGGAGCGCACAAACCACACGCUGGUGACGGACAGCAAGGCCUCGCAGCAGAAGAUAGAGAGGUUAACCGGGACCAUUGAGGCUCUGCAGAACCAGGUGGAGUCUCUGUCAGGGCAGGUGGAGCAGCUCCGCUCCAUGGAGCAGCUCCGAGUCAGGAGGGAGAAGAGGGAGCGACGCAAGACCAUCCACUCCUUCCCUUGCCUGAGGGAGCUUUGCACAGCGCCCAGGUAUGAGGAUGAGUUUGUGGUGGGGAGAGCUGAGAGCUUUACCGUGGAUGCAAAGCGGCAACCAUUUGAAGAAGAGAACCAGCACCUGAGGGAGGCGGUGUCGGCCCUCCGAGCGGCCGUCCGGACCGAGAGGGGGCGUAGAGAGGGCGUGGAGAGAGAGUGCAACGUCCUACUUGCAGAGUUCUCGCGGCUGCAGACACGGGUGCAGGAUGCUGAGGGCUGCCAAGCAAGGGUCCGGGAGUUGGAGGUGGAGCUUCAGGAGCUGCAGCAGCUACGUCGAGCUCGGACUUUCCUGCUGAGUGGCGAGGACGACGGUGUGGCUCUCACCCAGACUGUCCUCAAUAGCACACCGGAGACUGACACCUUCUUGGAAGUGGAGGGCGGGGAGACGGGAGGAGGGGUGAGGGAGGAAACCGAGGGUGGAGGGGGUGUUGGAGGUGAGGCGUUACCCGAGUCCAGCCCUGUGAGGAAAAGCUGCAGUGACACAGCGCUCAAUGCCAUCGUGGCCCGGGACGCCUCCGGCCGCAGGAGAGGCAGCUACGCUCUCCACGCCAACAGCGUGAGGAAGAGAGGGAUGUCCAUCCUCAGGGAGGUGGACGAGCAGUACCACGCCUUACUGGAGAAAUACGAGGAGCUGUUAGGGAAGUGUCGGCGCCACGAGGAGAGUCUGUGCCAUGCCGAGGUCCAGACUUCCCGACCAGUCUCCCGAGACCCAUCCAUGAAGGACUGCGCCAUGGGCCCCACCCCAGUGCCGCCCCCUACCCCGACUGAGUCGCCCUCCACCCCUGAGGCCAUUGAGAGCAUCAGCAAGCAGGUGGAGGCAGUGGAUAAACGGCUGGGACAGAACACACCAGAGUACAAGGCCCUUUUUAAGGAGAUCUUCUCUCGUAUCCAGAAGACCAAGAUGGACAUCAAAGCUACCAAAGCUGCUAAAACUAGCAAAUCUGGCAAAUCAGGCAAAUCUAGUAAACACUAAUAGUACACUGAUUGGUUUAGUGCUUGAGUUUGUGAACAGAGGUUUGGUGUAAACAUUCUUACAGAGGGUGUUCUUAAGUGCUAGAGUUGAAGGCAACUGGACUUCUUUUAGGUUUGUUGAAGACGUUUCACCUCUCAUCCAAAAGGUUUCCUCAGUUCUAGAGGCCGGUUGCGUUGUCUCAGAUAUUUGUCCUGAGGGUCGUUAACCCACCAUGCCAUCAUGUGAGUUUGCUAGGACCACGUGGCUCGAGGUGUGAAUGGGGGUUAAAUCACACGGGUAAGGCUCUCAAGACUGUGUUGUGGUUGGCCGAUAGUUGGUGUCAUAGGCCAUCACCUCUGUUUGACGAUGGUCGCUCCGGUUGGACAUAGACCAUCUGUCUUCUCUUUCCAAAAUGUGGAUAUUAGUAUCCUUGAAAGAGUGUCCCUUCUCCUUUAGAUGCAGAUGGACGAGGUGGUCCAUCUGCAUCCAUCCAUCUGCAAGAGAUUAAAUCCCCAACCACUCUCUAGAAAUGAAGAAGCCUUUCGGAGUGAGCAGAGAAAUGUCUUCAAGAAACCUAAAAGAAGUCAGGUUGCCUUUGACGCUAGCACUUAAGACUACCAUGACCUGGUUGACUGAGAACCUACAGAGACAUACAGAGGGUGCUAUUUAAAAAAAACUGCUAAAUUCAAGUACAGUUCAGUCUGAGGUCAAAUGAGACUGCAUGGUUUUAAUCCAGAGCUGAAACCUUCUAGCAGAUUCUGAUGUGCAUGUGAUCAAUUUUAAAACUUCGCAGAAUUCAGUCGUAUAUAGAACAUGAACGUUUGAGAUCACCCUCGUCAUAGUCUUUUAUUCCAGUGUUCCCACUUAAUAUAUAUACUGGCUUCACUGCCUUAUUACCUUGGGCAUAUACCACAGUAACACAAUAACAGCAAUAUGCCUCUCAUGAGCCUCACAAGUGCACUCAACAGUAAAGCUACACUAGAAAAAUUAACACGAACUUUAUCUGUUAAUUUUAUUGUAUUGGACUCUACUAACAUUUUUUUAUUAUGACACUAAGAAAGACAAAGAUUGAUCCUCUCAGGCCACCGUGCUGUUUGUCUCAAGAAAUGAACUUGAGGUGCUAAUAAUUCUUCUCUUAUUACAUAUAUAACUUUACAGAUUAACACUGUUCAAAACUGAAAGCCUUUUAGUCUGAUUGACGUUGCUACUAUCGUGCACCAUUCUCUCUGUGUGCGAUUUCGCCUACAGCUUUUUGUCAAUGUUUUGCUGCCUUGCCCCUUUUGUCUAGAGAUUUUCAGGAAUAGAUUUAUUUACUUUCUCUCUGGGAGUGAUUAUCCUAGCUUAGCAGAAAGACUGGAAACAGGGGGAAACAGCUAGCUUGUUUUAGCUUGACUGUUUCCUGGCUAGUAACAAGUAGGAUUUUAUUACCUUUGGACAGAGCCAGGCUAGCUGUUUCCCCCUGUUUCUAUUCCUUGGGUUAAGCUACGCUACGCUAAGCUAACCUAGCUAGCUAACCUAGUAGCUUCUUGUUUAGCAUACAGACGUAAGAGUGCCGGUUAGGAAGCAAAUAAAUGUAUUUCUCAAAAUGUUGUUGAUUACUUUAUCACUUAUGCUUAUUCUCUUUUCAUUCAAAGUGCUCGUCAUUGGAGAUCAAAUGAAAAAGGGAUGUUAACUGUGAAACUUGAGGAAAGGAGCCCAGACUGGAAAUUUAAUUAACAUUUAGAGAUGAAAUACCUUCUUCCCCUACUGUGUUAAAGUCACUUUUCAUUGGGCUACAACAAAAUAUAAACCUGCCUGGUAAAAUACCAGAAGCAUUGCUAUUUAUUUAUAAUACUACAGUAUGUGAUACAAGCUUAUUUUAGUCUUAGAUUAUCAGUUUCGGACCUGUUGAGGUUUGAAUGUGUAGGGGUGAUGCUUCUUAUCCUAAAAAGUUGCAGAGGACAAUCUCUGCAGAUUGUUGUUUUCACUAUUUUCUGGGCAUUAUUGACACUCAUCAUAGAGUAUAUAAAUACCCUGAAGACUGUGAAGUAAACAGGCCCGUUGAUUAAGUUUUGCACAUAAGCAUUUCUGUUUACCGUUGUAAGAAGGACAGCAUGAACAUUUGUUAAAACAGGGAUGUGGAUCCUUUUUAAAGAAUAUUCUUUGGAGCUUUUGUAUUUGAGUGUUACUACUUUCCUUUAAUUACAGCCACACAGACACACUGUGCUGUAUAGUAGAACUGUAACCAGUGUAAGGCUUCAAACCAGGGCUUUGUCUAACACCUCGCAGUCUUACCAAACUAUAAAACUAACCUGCAAAUAUAUUGCACCUUUUUUCACAGUAUACAAUACCUAUGCCUUUUUCUGGGUAACCUCCUAUGUAUAAACCUUUGUUAUAAUGAAUGUUAUUACAGCUAAUAUUUUAUAUCUGAUACUUCUGUAGAAAUGUACGACAUGAAGCUUGAAACCUGAGGUGUGUGUUUUGAGGCUGAAAAGUAUGAGGGGGGAUGGAUGUGUUUCUGAAACCUGGUACUGAUGAUGUAAAGGUUCAUUUACAGCUGCAGCAAUUUGAUUCUUCUGGAUAACUGUGGUGCAUUCAAGGUCAGUGCUCAUGACUGUUUAGAGUUUAAGAAGGAGGAGUAUGUGUUACCGUAGACAAACCACAUGCCAAACCGGAGCCUGGUACAAAGGCUCAUGAGGUUUCUGUGCUGUAAUGUCUUAACCUAUUGCACUUGAAAAUGUUUGACGCCUCAUCUCUUGCAUAGUUAGAGUAGCUGAUAUGAAAUUGUACCUGUGUAUUUAUUUGUGUGUGAAUGUUUUUUUUUUUUUUUUUACUUUUUCAGUGCCUAUAUGUGAAUGUCACUAACAUAUUGUCAAAAUAAAACAAAUUUAAUUUGCUUUA
This is a messenger RNA of Lates calcarifer (barramundi perch), 5120 nucleotides long. Its product is annotated as cerebellar degeneration-related protein 2-like. The record is from RefSeq and is a predicted model, not a curated record. Lineage: Eukaryota; Metazoa; Chordata; Actinopteri; Centropomidae.